AUGGCUGCGGCUGAGUGUGGGUUCCAAGACCUCAUUAAACAGGCACGAGAAAGACGAGACCGUGCAGUGUUGCUCUCGCAGCCGACCAUGGUCCUGGGUGAGGAGGAAAAUGAUGUGAAUGAUCGACCAAGACCUGGUGCACAGAAGGUGAUCAAGGUUGUAAGGACAAUCAAGAAAAGGAAGACAGGUCACAAGGCAUCCACAACCACACCAGUUCACGGUGAUGAAUCCGAGCCGACAUCAAGCCAUGAGAGUCAACUCUCUGAUGCUGAGUCUGGUAAAUACUACUAUGAAGGCGGGUGGUCGCAGUGGCGAAAUGACAGUGAGAAUGAGGAGAAAUGGAAGGAGUGGGAUUGGCCACCAGCAGACUGGCGGCCAGAACCACACCACAAUGCCUUUGCAGAUCCUCAAAGUGAGUUUUACCGCUUCAAGACAUUCGACUGGGAUGACUACAACCGACGUGUCCAGGAGCAACUUUGGUCACCCAGGAGUGACCCAAGUGCUCGUGACUGUGCUGUUCCAUCGACACCAACUACUCUCCGGAGUGGCUCUGAUGUGAGUGCCAUCGCGCAUCAGCUGCAGCGCAUGAACACAGGUGAAAUCUUGGAGCUCUCACCGUCAUCAAUUCAUGCCAGCCUUGAGACAGCCAACAAACAAGCAGAGAUCGCCGACCGGGAGAGAAAGGCUCAAGAAAUGAUGACCUUGGCGAUGGGCAUGCUUGAACAAGCCAAGAACAUG
Molecule: messenger RNA, 738 nt
Organism: Durusdinium trenchii
Lineage: Eukaryota; Dinophyceae; Suessiales; Symbiodiniaceae
Source: the annotation of a GenBank genome assembly